This is a messenger RNA of Achroia grisella, 2338 nucleotides long. RefSeq names its product zinc finger protein Elbow-like (gene elB). The record is from RefSeq and is a predicted model, not a curated record. Gene Ontology annotation, biological process: negative regulation of DNA-templated transcription. Gene Ontology annotation, cellular component: nucleus. NCBI's taxonomy places the organism in Eukaryota, Metazoa, Arthropoda, Insecta, Lepidoptera, Pyralidae. Bases 214 to 1482 code for a protein of 422 amino acids. The transcript is spliced from 2 exons.
CCACGAGUGACAAGGUGUUACGGAGGGGAGGGGGGAGCGGCACGUCACGAACGCCAGUCCACCGCCGGCAACCGUCUGUGACUUACGUCCUUCGAGCUGUCUACUGUGAUCAGUGUCUUGUGAAUGGGAUGACGUGCUGACGAAUACGAUUUUGUGUUGUGCUGUGUGUGGAUAAUUGUUAAGCUGGAAAAAGAUCAAGGAUUGUGGAGCAAUAUGCUCACAUCAAGCAAUCAAUAUUUGAGGCCGGAUUACCUGUCCCCGCUGCCUACAACUCUCGACGCGAAAAAGAGCCCGCUGGCACUACUGGCGCAGACUUGCAGCGCUAUCGGCGCCGAUUCUCCGAACCCGAAGCUGAUAUCCGCAGCGGAGAAAGCCAGCAAGAAGUACGACGAGAAAACGGUGUUACACAUGACGGACAACAAACCCAGCUUCAAGCCUUACGAAUCGUGCCUAACAGCGAGAGAAAAGACUAGAACACCAGAAGACAGAGCCUCGGUUGGCAAUGCUCAUUCGAAAACACCACUAUCGUCUAAAGGAAGUGCAUCGACCACUCCGGUUCAGGCUCGGUGUAGUAGUAAUCAGAGUUCUUCAUCACAAAGAACACCACCGCCGGCUCAUCGGAAAACUCCGUCCGAAAAAUCGGAUGAACGAUCCAGUCCGCUCCAAGACUCGCCUAUUCCGGCUAAGUCGAACUCGGACUCCACCAGCAGUUCAUCUGCCUCCAAGUUACCGUUCACACCCACCUCUCUAUCAACCAGCGCCGACACCAAAGAACAUUCGACCUUCAAACCAAACAUACCAGUCACAUCAUCAGCUUUCCUCGGUGGUUUACCCCCUACAGGAUUUCCUCUCCCGAUGGACUUAAUGACCAGUAGUUUGAUGGCUGCUCAACACCAUGCUCUCAAAAAUGGAUUAAAUCCGUACCUUGCGUACGCAAGAAUGAAAGCGCCAGGAAGUGAUCUAGGUAUUUGCAGAGAUCCGUACUGCACUGGUUGUUCUCUAAGUUCACAUUUGCUCAAAUCUGCUGUAUGUCCCGCUGGGUGUGCGCAGUGUGAUCAUGCCAAAACGCCUUUCACUAUACCAACCGGACAUCCGGCCGCAGCUGCGUAUGCACAUGCUCAAUUGGCUGCUCUAGCGGCGGCAUCACAGUUGCCAUUCGUAUGCAGUUGGAUGGCAGGAGAUUCAGCUUAUUGUGGCAAAAGGUUCGCAACCUCAGAAGAGUUGCUUCAACAUUUAAGAUCUCACACGGCGAGCGGUGAAUCCAGUCCCAGUUUGUCGAUGCUGAGCGCAACGCAUCCGUUGCUGCAGAGGACGUAUCCAACGCCGCCUCUAUCUCCUCUGACUCCGAGGUUCCAUCCGUACAGUAAGCCGUCUCACUUAGUAUCGUCUCCUCCGCUGCCCUUUCCACUACCGCCUCAUCCGUCGCUAGCAGCGUACUUUCCCUCGUACCCGUUAUUCGGGCCUCGGCCUCUUCACCCUUGAGGACCGUCGGCGCUCCACGCACAGAAAAAGGGGGGCGCCGAGAACUAACGCCCAUGCCAAAAGGACUCUCGGAACCGGAUAGUGUAAAUAUAUGCUAGUUUAGUCCGGAUUUCUAGUCGGCUCAUAUCAUCGACGGACGUGUUAGCCCGGUGGGGCCGCGACAGCUGUGAUCUCUCGUAAAUAAUGUUUAGUGCACUGAAUAGCGUGAGCUCAUCUUCAAGCUUGCCCGCCAAUGCGGACUUUAAUUUUCUAGUUAGACUAACGAAAUUUUUAUGUACCAAAUCUAUAGAUUGUAAUUUAAAUCGUGUUUAAUUUAAGUUGUUGCAGUUAGAAAGGAUUGUUAAAUUGUGUUUGUAUUCUUUAAUCGAAAUAUUGUGCGAUAAUUUGAUUCAUCGGCGUUACAUAUCUGUGUAAUUUAUAUAAAUCUAGAAGCUAUAUAUUGUAUGACUGAAGACGAUAUUCACAUAGUGUACUCAUUGAAUUAAUUCAAAUAGCUGUAUUACCGCAACGUUAUUCAUUUUAAUUACUCAUUGUAUUUUCAACGUUGUAUAGCAAAUUCUUUUUAUAGCCACUGUUUAAGAUCUUCAACGAAUCUCAUGUUUUUAUGUUUCGUAAUUAAAAUAGUAUUUCUUGCUAAACAUACACUCUGUUGUGUUGUAAACGAAUAAAUCACUAUAAUAAUGUACACACAAACACUGAAUAAUGUUACAUAAAAGAUAAAAUGUGAGUAAAGCAUAAUAUACGCAUAUUGCAUGUAAUUAAAUGAAUGAACACUUAAUAAAUUAUCUGCAAUUGAUACCUGUUGACAUAAAAAUGUUGUUAUAAAGGACAUAAAAUGAAAUAAUAUACGUAAAUA